Molecule: messenger RNA, 5113 nt
Organism: Pelagomonas calceolata
Lineage: Eukaryota; Pelagophyceae; Pelagomonadales; Pelagomonadaceae
Source: the annotation of a GenBank genome assembly
AUGCGUCUCAUGCGGCCCUGCUGGUCGCGCUCGCAGCGACGGCGCUGGCGCCCGUUCGGCUGGUUCCGCGCGCCGCCGACGCACGUGACCGACGACGACGGCGACGAGUCGCUCGACACGGCGGCGGCGAUGGAGACCAAGGAGGGCGACGACGACGACCUCGGCGACGACCUCGACGUCGACUGGUCCAAGAAGCGGCGCCCGCGGAGAAAGAAGAAGAAGAAGACCAAGUCGGCGAAGCAGAUCAAGGCCAUGUUCAAGAAGCGGAAAGCGCGAAAGAAAGCGCUCGAGAAGCAAAUGCGGCGCCUGAGGGCGCUGGAGGACGACGGCGUGUUUUUGGAAUGUUUCCAGUGCUUCGAGGAGGCGACGAAGCGCAAGUGCUGCGGCGGCCAGCUCUGCGACUUCUGCUACGACAUGUCGGGCGCCUGUCCCGCGUGCGGCGUCGCCGUCAAGGACGGCAAGCCGCUGGCGGAAGUGGACGUGGAGGAGCCGAUAGAUCUGAGCGAGCUCGACGCCGAGGCGGCGGAGGCGGAGCGGCAGCGGCGUCUCAAGCGCGAGAUCACGCAGGAGCUUUUGGAGUGCAGGAUUUGCCUGAACCCGGGCGUCCGCCGCAAGUGCUGCGACGGCUGCGUCUGCGACGCCUGCUACUCGAAGCGCCCGACGUGCCCGGUCUGCGGCAAGGACGCCGCGAAGCGCGGCUUGGGCAACUUCUCGUUGGACGACCCGGGCAUGCUGCCCGUGCUCGCCGGCUGGUGCCUCACGCUCUUCGUGGUCGCCGCCGCGAUCGGCGCGUACGUGUUCGUCGCGCACGUCGCACAGCGGGACAUACGGACGCUCCACGGCUUCAAGUGCUACGGCUUCUUUCCGCGCUGCGACCGCCUCGAGUGCGUCGAGCUCCACGACCGGCACGACUACGCGGCGCCGGCGGGCCUCGGCGGCGACCUCAACCUCACGAACAUCGCGACGUGGCGGCGCUGCAACCUCGACUCGGUCGUCAAGGCCGUCGGGAGCACGUGCAUCUUUGAUUUCGACCUCUGGGCGCAGUCGGGCAAACGGCUGGGCUACGACUUCUGCGUGGGGACGACCGCGGCGAGCCAGCCGCGGCAGGUGGCGGGCGACGAGGUCCAGGACGCGGCGUUCGCCGACGGCGUCUACGUCUUCGACGACGACUUCCGGUCGUGGCCGGCGGGCAACGCGAGCGCGUUCCGCGCGAACCGGCGCGCGUCCGGGCGGUGGCAGUCGGUCUUCGGCGGCGCCGUCGACGCGGGCUGCGGCGGCGGCGUCGCGCUGCGGUUUUCGGGGGCGAGGACGCGCGAGGCGACGACGGUGCCGCUCGACGUGCGGCACGGCGGCCAGGUCAGCUUCGCCUUGAAGCUCGCGCCGGUCGGCGCCGACCGGCGCGAGUGCGCCGGCAACUACGGCUCGUCCGUCACGCUGUGGUACAGCGUCGCCGGGUCCGUGGCGUGGACCCCGUUCGCGACGUUGGAGCCGUACGCGUACGCGAGCCCGGACUUCAGGUGGGUCUCGGCGCGGAUCCCCGACGGCGGCGCGACGCCGGCGACGCGCUUCAAGAUCAGCCAGCCGUCCUUUUUGCGGGGCCGCGAGCACUGGGCCGUCGGGUCCAUAAACGUCUUCCACCGCUUCGCGCGGGACUGGAAGGCCGCGGCGCAGUGGGCGGGGCGGGGCGCCCUCGACGACGACGACGUCGGCACGCUCCUGGACGCCCGCGAGGACAUCCGCGUGGCGCAGUGCUGCUACGAGACGGACCAGUGCGAGGCGCGGACCAGCGCGAGACGGACAGUGCGAGACCGGUGGCGCAGGCCGACGAAGGUCGUCGACGGCCGCCUCUACAAAGCGUCGCUGCGGCGGCACGCCGCGUUCCGGCCCGCCUGCGCGCCAAACUGCGGCGGCGAAAAGGAGUGCUGCGCGAGCGGCUGCCCGGCGGUCGUCAACCUGACCCGACGCUGGGACGUCGUCGCCGCGACCGAGAAAGAGGACUGCGACGAGGUCGACCGGCGGGCCGACGGGUGCCGCGCGUUCGACGUGCCCGCCGAAAGGCGCGCCAACUACGCGGGGGUGCGACCGGGCAAGCGGCCGGAACGGCGCCACGCGCGGGAAAAGGACGCGAACGCCAAGGACCGCUUCCUCUUCGUCGACCAGGACGCGCGCUUCUUCCGUCGCCUCAACGGCGCGUACCUCUACGUGUCGAUCGCGGGCCUCUUCGCGCUCUACAACGUGGUCUACUUCCUCGUCAAGGUCUACUUCGUCAAGGGGCCCCUCGCGUUCUACGACAUGGUCGUGCCCCAGUGGGUCAACGCCGCCGCGGCGUUCCUCGCGCGCGCGUGCCAGUGCGACUUCCGCCUCGACGCCGAGGACAGCGACGACGAGUUCGACGCGUACGGCGACGACGACGACGACGGGGACGCGGCGCAGAAGCACGUCUUCGAGCUCGACGUCGACGUCAAAUGGCAGCUCCGGUUCGCGGCGGCGACCGUGCUUCCGUUCUUCGCGUUUCUGGCGCUCGCGGCGGGCGUCGCCCUAACGGACUGGAUCGACGCCGACCCCGCGACGGGCCGGCCCGGGCCGACCGUGCUGUACACGCCGCUCCACGCCUUCGGCGGCGUCGUGGUCUUCGACUUUUUGUGGUGGGUCGUGCCCGUGGGCGCGGUGUGGGUCGCGCCGGUCCCUCGCUUCGUCGUCGUGGCGCUCGCCUGCGUCCUCGACGCGCGGCCCCUCUACAAGGUGAGCAAGGAGGUCGUGUGUCUUCUCCCCCACUGGGUCGAGCUCGUGUACGUGAACACGCUGCCCGAGGUGAGCGCGCUGACCGUCGGGUCCGAGGACCCGAAGGAAGCCGAGGUCGCCGUGCCGCUCGGGGCCAUGGAGGAGCUGAGCCGAUUCACGAGGGGGCAGUGCGUCGCGUGCGCCCUGCUCUACAUCCUCGCGUGCCAGCCGUUCGCGCUGGCGUCGCUCUACGUCCACUUUUUGCGCCUGCCGUACGACGGCGUUGACCGCUGGGCGGGCGGCGCCCUGGGCGCCGUCGUCUGCUGGCGCGCGCUGUGCGGCCCCGACGUGUUCGUGAAAGCCGCGCUCGCCGCGGGGUUCCUCUUUUCGACGGUCCCCGACCGGCGGAACCUGAUCGGGACUGCGGUCUGCGACGAGCGGACCAAGUUCAUCGCGGGGUACUCGACGCUGGCCGCGCUCGCGAUCACCGUGCCGAUACUCUGCUCGGACACGUCCGGCCACGACCGACGCGAGGGCCUCGAGGUCCUCGAGGGCGUCGCCAUGGUCGCCGCGGCCGCCGCCGUCUACGGGCUCUUCGUCGGCGUCGUCCAGGGCCUCCCCGUGACGCCCGCGAUCCGGCUGACGAAGGUCGCCGGCGGCCACUACGUCACGUACAUGCGGCGGACGCAGUGCCCCUGCUUUCACCGCUUCACGGAGUGCUCCACGAUGCACUCGCGGCGCCAGAUCGUGGUCCUCUUCGUCGAGGACGUCACGACGUUCAUCGGCACGCUCCGCGGGGAGAACGUGGUGGCCGCCGCGUGACGGCUUAUUUUCCCUAGGACACGCUCAUCGGCGCGUCGAUCGCCGGGCUCUUUGUCCACCAGCCGGAAUAGGUACUCCCUUUGUCUGUGGUGUGCGCGAGAACCCCGCCGACUCUAAAAUGAUUUUCAAGUUUCUAGUACGGUGCUAAGGCUCGGACAGGCCUUGCUGCGAACACAUGUCCUACUCGGCUACUACGGCUAGUACGUUGGAACCUCAGCAGAGGGGCCAGUGGCCAGCUCGUACGUCGCGGAGAGCUCAGGUGGACGAAUCAAUCGUGGUAGAUUAUCUAUUACGGUGCUAGGACUAGUGGGCGGCGCCCCUGGAGGGAGACACCGCGCGUCGCCGAUUCAUCGGCGGCGGAAAUCUCGGCGGAAGACGACUUAGAACCCCAACGCUCUCGACGUAGAAACCCGCGAGCUCAGGAGGCUCGGGGCUCAAUCGCCAGUGUUUUAUCCGGGCUAGCGGCUGUAAGACACUAGCAAGCAGGCAGCAAAACUGGCAGCCGUAGAGCUAAAGAGCAUUGUCAGAGGCCGGGCGAGACGAACGGCGAAAAAAAGCUGUAUGGUACAGGGUCGUUUUUUACAUCGAUUAUCUUCGCGUCGACUGAGUAUUGCUUUGCACGCGGCAUCCUACCAGCGGUCGCUGGGGACGAGCGGCGGCAAGUCGCGUCGAAUCUUUCGAGAAGACGUCCGCCCUCUGGGAACGGGGCUCGCGUUUCGACGUUCGGUCCCACGCAGGCGCGUUCUGAGAUGAGGAGGGUCGUGGCGCGCAUAGCGCUAUGCGCGCUGUGCGCGCGCGCCGCGGUUCCGCCACUCGACCCCGACGCGCGCGAGGAAACGGCGGAUCUCAUUGUCGUGGGCCGGAUUGUCUCCGCGACGGCCGAAGAGGUGAGCCGCCGCGAAGGCCACGUCGACUCGGUGUCGAUCGGACAGCUUGAGGUGGAAGUGGCGCUCAAGGGCGACGCCGCCGCGACGCAGACCGUCUACUGGUGGUACCCCUCCGCGCGGCCGGCGGGCUGGACCGGCCACCAGGGCCAGGCGCCGGCGCCACCCGAGAACGUGCGGAUCAAGGUUUUUGCCGACGCGCACGGCGAACUGCUCGUCCCCAACGGCUGGGAAGCCGCGCCUGCCGCGGCAGCGGCGCCCGAGGCCGCGGCGGAUGCGGACGCAGCGGGCGCGACCGGCGCGGCCGCGGAGCCGAGCGCAGACGCCGCGAGCGCCGACGCGGACGCCGACGCGGCGACCGCCGACGCGGCCGAGGUCGUGGAGCGGCGCGAGAACCCGAUCCGCGCGCUCAUUCGCUCGUUCUUCAAGGUCCUGGGCUCGCCCUUUGCCUUGAUCCAAAAGCUCUUCGGCGGCAAGAAGCCGUGACCUGCGAAGAACAUCGGGGGUCGUUCGGGGAUCAAGCAGGGAUGUAAUCGGGAGUGUUCGCCACUGUGCGCAUUUGGGGGGGGCUUGGUGUGCGUUCCUACUGAAUUUCUUAUUGGACACUUGUGUGGUCAUUGUGUCCUCCGUCCACGAUGCGCAGUAAUUGUUCCUUCUUAAAUAGGGGGCGGGGCGGGCGUUCGGUC